AUGGCUGACAGCGGCGAAGUCGAAUGGAGCGACGCUGGCGAUUUUGCUAAUGACGAGGGUCUCAAUGUUUUGAUCAGCGAGAGCAGCAGUGUCAUUGUUUCUGGUUUAAUCAUCCUCAUCGUCGCAUGGUUGCCUCAGAACUAUCUAUACAGGGUCUUUGGCGACAUCGUAUCUGGAAUUGGCAAGCGAAUCGCUUCAGUCUCUCGGUAUUUGCGUGGCAAGAUUCGCCCACAGCCCCAACAUCAGCAGGAUCCUGAGAACGCCGAGCCUUUCCUCCGGCGUGUUAACAGCGAAAGCACCGUCACAAACAGUGGCCAUCCAUCACCUAAUUUGAGCCGCGAUGCAGAGGAGAAGGACUCGGAAGAGCGUACACAGAAGCGACGCUGCUGCGCAUUCAUCCCCUCUUGGAUCAUCAACACAGUCGUCUUGCUAUUCAUCGGCAUCACAUGGGUCGCCCGCCCUGACCAACCUUAUAAUCACAUCGCAAGCAGUUUGACUUUACGAUUGUCUGACUCUGUACGACCGAAGCUUGGACUCUGUGCUUCUCAAAACGAAUUCCCCUUGCGACAGCUUAUCGAGAAGUCAAGAUGGCAGGAUCCCAAGGGCAACUUCAAGGGAUGGGCUCCCAGCAGAGAGAACAACGGGUUGGUAAAGAAGUACAGAGAGAACCCUCCAGCUUGGCUUCCCAACCCCAUCCCCAGCGGGUUUCUCAAGUGGAAUCCUGAUCGAUACAAGGACGAGCAUGAUAAGAAGGAUGGUCCUAGCAAUAUGUGCCCCAAUACUUGGCAAGAUCGGGGUUUCUACAACCCUGUCAACGACCCCAUGCGAAUUACUAACCUCGAUCAAGAGAUUCUAGCUCCCAUUCAUGAGGCACUCUCGAAUAACUCGGUCAAGAUUAGACAUAUUGCUCUUAUUCUCAUGGAGAGUGUGCGUGAAGAACUCUUCCCUCUCCAGCAGGGUAGCAAUAUCCACCGAUUCAUCAUGGAAUCGAACGACGAGAAUUCCAGAGAUGAAGUCAACGGCCGGGUGUCACGCAUGACUCAGAACUUCGAGAAGAUCACCGGAAAGCCAGGCAACUACAAAAGCGCAAACGGAAGUGCUUACGAUCCUCCCGCGAAGCCUGUAUGGAACGACCAGACGAAGCCCGGCUUUGGUGGUAUCAACGUCGUUGGAGGUCUUACCAGCAGUAGUGUCUCAACCAAGAGUCUUGCAGCCGCGCAUUGUGGCGCUUGGCCCAUGGCUGUCAACAUGUUUGAAGAAUCCGAACUCGAGAGCUAUCAGCCCUGCAUUCCGCAGAUUCUCGAACUGUUCAACAAGGUCAAGGGCAACAUGACAAAGCGAGACGAAAAGCCACAGGAGGAGCGAGGUUGGUGGGGACUUGGUGGUACUGCGCAAGCCAAGUUCCAUGAGUACCCGUGGAAGCCUGCUUUCUUUCAAGCCGUUACAGACCACUAUGACAGACAGGACAAGUUUGACGAGAAGAUUGGUUUCGAUUUCAAGGUCACCAAGCCCAGAUUAGACGAGGAGGCCAAGGACAAUCCCGAGAUGGAGGAGAUCAACUAUUUUGGAUACCCCGAGACAGAUUUGAGGGAGCACAUCAGAAAGUUCAUUUCCGACGGCCUCGCCGAAGAUAAACGACUCUUCAUGUCGCACUUUACCAGCACUACUCACCACCCUUGGGGGGUGCCUAAGUGGUUCGAGAAAGAGAAGUACAUGGGUAAAGAGGGCGGUAAUCAUCAAGACCUUGACAAGUAUCUCAACACCAUCCGCUUCACCGACGCAUGGCUCGGUGAGCUGAUGCAGAUGUUUGAGGAUACCGGAAUCGCCGAUGAAACCCUCGUUGUCUUCGUUGGUGACCACGGCCAAGCAUUCAAGGAAGAUUUCUCAAAGACAGGUACCUACGAAAACCGUCACAUCAGCAACUUUCGAGUUCCGAUUUCUUUCCGACAUCCAAGCAUUCCUCGGGUGCAAUACGAGGCCAACGUGACAUCGAUCUCUAUCCUUCCCACCAUUCUCGACCUCCUCGUCAACUCAGGAUCUCUUAAUAAAAAAGAUUCCGAAAUUGCAUUCGACCUUGCCCACGACUACGAGGGCCAAUCCCUAAUUCGCCCAUAUCAAAAGACACAAGACGGCCGUCGCGCUUGGAACUUUGGACUUAUCAACCCAGGCGGUGGUAUGCUCACAGUAACCUCAGCCGACGCACCCUGGCGCCUCGCAGUUCCUCUAAAGAAAGACCUCGAAUAUACAUUUACAGAUCUCGGCAAAGACCCGCUAGAGCUAGACGCUCUGGACAAAUGGUCGAUCAAGUCAAUGGUCAAGGCAGUGAAGCGCCAGUACGGCGACGACGCUGCGACCUGGGUCAAGGAGGCCGACGAAGUUGCCCACUGGUGGGCUCUAGAGCGAAGACGCCUCUGGGGGUACAACCCCGACGAGGACAAAUGA
This is a messenger RNA of Fusarium subglutinans, 2442 nucleotides long. RefSeq lists its product as uncharacterized. The record is from RefSeq and is a predicted model, not a curated record. Lineage: Eukaryota; Fungi; Ascomycota; Sordariomycetes; Hypocreales; Nectriaceae. The coding region runs from base 1 to 2442 and encodes 813 amino acids. The transcript has 3 exons.